Messenger RNA from Strongylus vulgaris, 519 nucleotides. NCBI's taxonomy places the organism in Eukaryota, Metazoa, Nematoda, Chromadorea, Rhabditida, Strongylidae. The record is from the annotation of a GenBank genome assembly.
AUGAACGGUGAGGACUUACCUCGAGAUCAUGGCUAUCCACUAAGAUGUGUUGCGCCCGGCAUUGUUGGUGCAAGGCAAGUGAAAUGGAUAAAGAGCAUACGACUUAGCGACAAGGAAAGUCCCAGCCAUUGGCAGCAGAAAGAUUAUAGAGUUUUCCCCACUAGUGUAGGUCUUCACGACAAACUCGAUUGGAACUCUGUGCAUUCGAUACAGGAGUAUCCUGUUCAAUCAGCCUUCUGCAUUCCAGCGCCUGGUACAAAGGUGAAGAGAGGUGAGGAGACAUUUGAAGUAGCUGGAUAUGCUUGGAGUGGCGGUGGUCGUGGUAUUAUUCGAGUUGAAGUGAGCGCGGAUGGAGGCAAAACAUGGCAGUGCGCUGAGUUGGAGCAAGACGAGAAGCAAGACCUUGACCAUAUGUGGGCUUGGACAUUAUUCCGUGCAAACAUCAAGAUCCCAGAGAAAGUUAAUAAGAUGGAAUUGGUGGUGAAAGCAACUGAUCGGUAUUUCGACAAACGUUUCUAA